Paramecium pentaurelia is the source of this 978-nucleotide messenger RNA. The record is from the annotation of a GenBank genome assembly. Lineage: Eukaryota; Ciliophora; Oligohymenophorea; Peniculida; Parameciidae.
UCCAAUGAAUGUAGAUGAUUUAAGAAAUAAAUUGAAUGAAUUAAAUAAGAAGCAGGUUGACAUUCUGACUUAAAGAAAGACAAUAAUAAAGGAAAUUAAGAAUUUCUCAUUUUAGUAUAUUAGUUAUUUAUAUUAAUUAGAAAAUAAGAUAACAAAAAAGUUAAAUUAAAUAAUGGAAAGGAAUAGGUAAAUAUUAUUGUUUAGAUUGUUUAGAAAGCAUUUCAAUUAAAUCUUGUGGGUGCAAAGGAAGAACGUGCAGAAAAGUAAAAGUUGCUUGAUGAACAAGUACCCACUACGUUGAAAGAGAAGGAUAAACGUUUAGCAAAAUUCUUAUUAGGAAAUCAUCUCUAAAAAGCGAAAUAAGAUUUGAUUGGAGAGAAAUAAAAAGUAAAUUUGCUUUAACUUAUUAUUUUAGUUGGAUAAAUAAAUAGAAAUAAAUAAGAGAUUAGAUGAUAAAGAUAAAUAGGAUUUAUAAACCCUUAAAGAAGAUUAAAAUGUAUUUGUUCUUUGAUAAAUUUUUAGAAAAAGAAGAGUUAGUUAGUAAAUGAAAGGAAGGAAUUGGAGCGAGAAUUAGCUGCUGAUGAAUAUAAAAGAUAGGUAUUACAAUAAAAAUAUUUAAGGUUCUAUUGCUUGAACUAUAAAUUAAAAUAAUGAGAGAUUUUUUUAUAACAAAGUAAUAUAAUUUGAUGAACAUUUUAGAACAUAUCCUCAUAUUUUAUGGUAGCCAGCUAAAACCAAUGAGGGUAUGAAUCCUCUAAAAGAAUAUAGUACUUAAAAAUUCAAUGUAAAAUAUUGAUUUUUUAAGAAAAUAGGAGAUGGAGAAGGAUUUGAAGGAAUAACUGUUGAGAGCAUAUACUAAUUUCACUGAGUCAUAAUAUUCGAAGUUAAAGGAAUAAUAAGUUUAAUAGGAGCAUGAGAGUUCAUAAUCAGAAAGUGAGGAGUCAUAAGAAAAACAGAAAGAAGAAGGGUAAGAAUGAU